Molecule: messenger RNA, 1117 nt
Organism: Spea bombifrons (plains spadefoot toad)
Lineage: Eukaryota; Metazoa; Chordata; Amphibia; Anura; Pelobatidae
Exons: 2
Coding region: 78-833 (251 amino acids)
Source: RefSeq, a predicted model, not a curated record
CGAUCGGUGCAAAGCUAAUUCCGCCCUGGUGGGGAGUUUUGCUCUUAAUUUGCCGUUUUGCUCGGCCAUUGUCAGAAAUGGCCGGGUGCUGCAGCUGCUGGGAGAACGUUCCGGUGUGGAAGCAGGCAGUGAAGGCGUAUAAAUAUAUGAGUGCGAUCUUAUCGGUGACUCACACUUCCACGGAUCCUGCUGACGACACCAGGAAGCCGAGUAAAAUGGACAUCCACCAGCUCGAGGAGCAGUAUUUCUGCAUCAAGCGGAAGCGCAGGGAGCAGCCGCACAUGAUCGUCUUCAAAGCAGGAGAAAAUGAAUUGGUGUCGGGAGAACCUUUGGUCAACACUGUUCCUGUCAACGGACCGAUCAAGAAACCAAAGCCAUUUAAUGAAGAGAUGCCAGCCGCAGACGUCACCCUGGAGUCACAGAACAAAAAUUACACGACCAGCGGUAACGAAUCGUGGCACACGCACCUCAACAUGCACCGCAUGGUGCAACUGGAAGGUCACUUCGCCCUGGAGAACGGUCCCAAAGAAAAGGAGAAGAAAAUGAACUUUGAUGACAAAAGCGUACAAUUCAACAGGUUACUUAGUUUCGAAAAGUUUCCGAGCGACAAAGGACUCCAUAACACGGAAAGAAGGAGCAGCGGAUCUUCUCGGGAGAACAAUGACUUGUACAGGAAAUCCUCCUUGAAACACCCUAUCCCUGCGCACUAUCACUUCCCUGCCUUGAAGGGGACAUCUCAUGGAGAUAAAGACUUCUACUACCCCUUCCCUCAGAGGAAGAACCCUCGGAUAUCUGAAACCGCACGAAAACUGGGUUUAUACGUAACGCAUUAAAGCAAAUAUUUGGGAGACGCCAUCCGACCUCUUAACCCCCGGAUCUCUACUUUAUUUUGUUAUUAAUUAUCGUGCUUGAUGGACUUGUUGGACUUUAGACUGGUGGCUUCCCGCUGACACCUCCCGAUGGAAGGAUCUCGCUUUUCAACUGACUCCAGAAACCGUCUUCUUCUUCCUUUCGUGAUCCUCAUUACUUCUCAUAAAUGUAUCAAGAUUGUUUUUGUUCCUGUAAACAUUUAUUUUAUUGUUAACGCUGAAAAUACAAUAAAAACCCUUAAAAAUUU